CACAUAACAUAAAGUGGAUAUUAACUUAUUCUAAAGCAUUUACAGGCAAUGACCAGGACAUCAGCAUGAUCAGAGUGAUGGGAUUCACUGAGCAUGUGUCCGUUUGGGUUUCCAUCAUUUCGCUCACUUCAGCUGUCUUCAUAUCUGGCCAUGAUGCUUUGACGCUGACCACUGAUCCCCAGGUGGAGGCAAAAUGUGGAGGCGAUGUGAAUCUGUCCUGUGUGGCCAGUUCUACAAACAAGAUGGAUAUUAAAUCAUUUUCAUGGCUUUCAAAAAAUAAUCCCGAGUGCAAAUACAUGAAUGGCCGUCCUGAGCUUAAGGGUCGGUGUGAAAACACUCCCCAGAACACACUCACUCUGACUCUCACCAACGUGAUGCCAAGAGACGGGGGAGAGUACCUCUGCAAGAUAGCCUCCACCACUGGAGUGGCACGGUCCACAACUAAUGUGACAGUUCAAGACUGUCCUGGAAGUUCCAACUCCUCCAUCAACAGCACUCAGGCUAAGUGUUGGUUCACUGGAGUUUACCCCAUGGGCUCUGUCCACUGGUCCCAAGGAGACGUUAACUUAACAGGCUCUAUGUAG
Molecule: messenger RNA, 584 nt
Organism: Cheilinus undulatus (humphead wrasse)
Lineage: Eukaryota; Metazoa; Chordata; Actinopteri; Labriformes; Labridae
Exons: 5
Coding region: 66-584 (172 amino acids)
Biological process (GO): cellular response to lipopolysaccharide; T cell costimulation; immune response
Cellular component (GO): external side of plasma membrane
Source: RefSeq, a predicted model, not a curated record